GAUAGUCAGUAGGUCUGGGGGAAGGCAAGAGGUGGCCCGGGAUGCCUGUGGUGGGGGGAGAAAAGAGAAGCCUCGAAAAGCUUGGAGGCAAAAUUGCGCUUGUGGUCUUUGCAUCCCUUCAGCCUUGAGCGCGGGAGAACACUUUUUAAGACUCAGCUUGGAGGAAAGCCUCCGUCCCAGGGGAGGAGAGGCGUCUGCAGAGACCGCCGCUACCUGCCGGGUGCGCCCCCCAACCCAGGCGCGCUCGCUUUUGUCCCCCCUUUCUCCCCCGCCCCCACCUUCUUAUUGGUGCUGGUUUGCAGCGCUCGGCUCCUGCGCCUUCACUUCGCGUUUGAAUCUGGCUCGCCCCUCCGUAUUAUGUCUGCACUCCGAAGGAAAUUUGGGGACGAUUACCAGGUAGUAACCACCUCGUCCAGCGGCUCGGGCUUACAGCCCCAGGGGCCGGGCCAGGGCCCGCAGCAGCUUGUGCCCAAGAAGAAGCGGCAGCGGUUCGUGGACAAGAACGGUCGGUGCAAUGUACAGCACGGCAACCUGGGCAGCGAGACGAGUCGCUACCUCUCGGACCUCUUCACCACCCUGGUGGACCUCAAGUGGCGCUGGAACCUCUUCAUCUUCAUCCUCACCUACACCGUGGCCUGGCUCUUCAUGGCGUCAAUGUGGUGGGUGAUCGCCUACACUCGGGGCGACCUAAACAAAGCCCAUGUCGGCAACUACACACCCUGCGUGGCCAAUGUCUAUAACUUCCCCUCUGCCUUCCUCUUCUUCAUCGAGACCGAGGCCACCAUCGGCUAUGGCUACCGCUACAUCACCGACAAGUGCCCCGAGGGCAUUAUCCUCUUCCUCUUCCAGUCCAUCCUCGGCUCCAUCGUGGACGCCUUCCUCAUUGGCUGCAUGUUCAUCAAGAUGUCCCAGCCCAAGAAGCGCGCGGAGACCCUUAUGUUUAGUGAGCACGCGGUGAUUUCCAUGAGGGACGGAAAACUCACGCUUAUGUUCCGGGUGGGCAACCUGCGCAACAGCCACAUGGUCUCCGCGCAGAUCCGCUGCAAGCUGCUCAAAUCUCGGCAGACACCUGAGGGUGAGUUCCUUCCCCUUGAUCAACUUGAACUGGAUGUAGGUUUUAGUACAGGGGCAGAUCAACUUUUUCUUGUUUCCCCCCUCACGAUUUGCCACGUGAUCGAUGCCAAAAGCCCCUUUUAUGACCUAUCCCAGCGAAGCAUGCAAAGUGAACAGUUCGAGAUUGUCGUCAUCCUAGAAGGCAUUGUGGAAACAACUGGGAUGACUUGUCAAGCUCGAACAUCAUACACUGAAGAUGAAGUUCUUUGGGGUCAUCGGUUUUUUCCUGUAAUUUCCUUAGAAGAAGGAUUCUUUAAAGUUGAUUACUCCCAGUUUCACGCAACAUUUGAAGUCCCCACCCCACCUUACAGUGUGAAAGAACAGGAGGAAAUGCUUCUCAUGUCGUCCCCGUUAAUAGCGCCUGCCAUAACUAACAGCAAAGAGAGACACAAUUCUGUGGAUUGCUUAGAUGGACUGGAAGACAUUAGUACAAAACUUCCAUCUAAGCUGCAGAAAAUUACUGGAAGAGAAGACUUUCCCAAAAAACUCUUGAGGAUGAGUUCUACAACUUCAGAAAAAGCCUACAGCUUGGGAGACUUGCCCAUGAAACUUCAACGAAUAAGUUCAGUUCCUGGCAACUCAGAAGAAAAACUGGUAUCUAAAACCACCAAGAUGUUGUCUGAUCCCAUGAGCCAGUCAGUGGCUGAUUUGCCACCAAAGCUUCAAAAGAUGGCUGGGGGAACAGCCCGGAUGGAAGGGAAUCUUCCAGCCAAAUUAAGAAAAAUGAACUCUGAUCGAUUCACAUAACAAACACUGCCUUAGGCAUUAUUUACUGUUUGAUUUAGUAAUAAUCUAAUAUUUGGCUGAUGAGGUAAUCCUGUCUAAGGAAUCUGAAAAUUAAAUUCCACCCCCCAAGUCAAAUAUGCUUAUCUGACAGCCCUUUCUUCUCAAGUAUUGCUACUGUGCAGAAAGCAAAAGUUGUGAAGGGAGGACAUCAUAAGGAAAUUCUUAUUAAUGGGCAUGUAUUAUCACAUCAUGCAUGCAAUAAUGUGCAAAUUUUGCAUUUAGUUUUAUGGCAUGAUUUAUAUAUGGUAUAUUUAUAUUGUAUAUUCUGGAAAAUAUAUAUAUAUAUAUAUUUAAAGGAGUGGUACUCUCCAUGACAUUUCUAACAUAUAUAUGUAUUAAGCCAAACAUGAGUGGAUACCUUUCAGGGCGAUAAAACUGUAUAUAUGUGUGUAUAAGUAUAUACAUACAUAUAUGUGUAUAAGUAUACUUAUACACACGUAUGAACACACACACACAUACAUACAUAUAUAUCUGAUAAAAUUGUGAUGUUUUGUUCAAAGUUGUAGUUCUUGUGCAUGUUUAAUUUAUUAUGCUAGGAAGGCUACUGGCAUUAAUUAUUAAUACCAAAUAUUUUAGCCUUAAAUUAUUUGUUAUUUUAAAAUCUGAUUUAAUGUUUUCUGCUGUUUAAGGUCCUGGAAGAUUUUCAAUUGUACUUUAUAUGAGGGAGCCCCACAAGUGUGUGCUAUUUAUGGCCCUGCAAAAAUAUACUUAACUCAUAAAUUUUAGAGCAUACCAAUAUGUUGAAAAUUUUUAUAAUUUUUGAAACCUGCUAGUACUGGGAAGAAAUAAACAUAGAUUAAUUUGGGAAUUGGUCCUCUCCUGGACUAAUUAAAAUCUGGAUAUCUGUUUUGUAUAUGAUCUAACACAAAUAUGAGCUCUGAACAAAUGCUGAGUCAUUGUGAGUCAGUAACCAAGUUAUGUUGCAUAUACAAGAAUCUGUGUGAAAUUACAUAAUUAACGAGCCCUGUUUCAAACUCAGUCAAUUUUUACUUUGUUUCUAAAACUUCUGUCAUUUUAAAAACCAAUCACUUAUCUUGAGGAGACAUGACAAUACAAUGAAACAGAUGAUAAAUGUUUAUGCUUUAAAUAUGUAUGUCUAAUCAAGCUUUUUUCCCAGAGCUUUUUUAAAAAUUUUAUUUUUCAUCUACAAUUUUCAUUCAACACCUUUUUUUGGAUAUUAGUUUCAGGUGUACAGGACAGCAGAUAGACAUUCAUACAGGUUACAAAGUGUUUUCUCCAAGUCCUUCUUCUUAUGCCUUUCUUUUAUUUGUUGUAAUAGGACAGACUUUAUUUUCUCACCUGGGGAAUCUGCCCCAUCCCGCACCUGUCACUCAGUUCAGAAGGAAUGUUCGGUAUAUACUGGAGAGAAUUUAAAAGUAGAUGAAUUGAAGAUAGUUUAGUCAUCUGUGGAGUUUUUUCUGUUUUUGUGUUGUUUCUGCCGUUAUUUGGUUGGUUAAACACUGACUUUAUUAGUGUGUUGGAUCCCUGGCCUACCAAAAUAAUUUUAGCAGUACUAUUUUUUUAAUGCUAAGGUUUUAUAUUUAUGAUUCAUUAAGAAAUCAAAACUAUUGCUCGGUAAAACACCUACAAAAUAAAUAUUUGGAAUGCAGAGAUUUUUAUGAAAAUUUACAAGUGCUCCUUAUCAAAAUAUCAUGGAUUUUCAUAUAAAACUGUUUUGAUCAUUGCGAUCUAAGUCUGCCCAUAAUUAAUCUCUCUCUCCUCAUUAAUGAGUAAAUCUUUAAUGGUUGGUAUGGGCACUCAUCAUUUCCCAUUUUUAGCAAUCUUGUGAUAAUUUCCUUAUUGGAAAAUUAUUACAUCAACAAUUCUCUUAUUGACUACAAUAAUACCUUCUGGCUACCUCUGUAUCAACCAAAUUCUGUAGGUGCAAACAUAUACCAGGGAAUUGUUACUGGCAAAAUGAGCAUCCAUCCACUGUGAAUAGAGCUGGUUGCCAUACCCCUUAAUCUCCAAACUUUCCUUUUUGCUAGAUAUAAGAAAUGAAAUAGUAGCAGAAAGAGAAGGGAGUCCAGGGGUCAUAUUAUAUUUAUUAUCAGUGGAAGAAACCACAUAGAUUAUUUAGUCCAAACACUUAAAACUAAAUAGAGCCAUAAUUUAACUUGGAGAGUUAUUUUGUCUUUGGUACCAAGGAGAAUAUGGACCCAAAAGUAAACUCUCCAAAUGUAUUAAUUAAUUCAUUUAAUGAUUUUUUUUUUUUGCAUGUCUUUUAUGGCCCAGGCAUUUCUAGCUCCUGGGGGAUUUAUGUAUGACUAAGUCAGAGGAGGUCACUGCCUAUUUGAACAAUGCGUAUCAGUAGGAGAAUGGGAGGGGAUGCUGUGAGAUAGACAAAAACCAAGUGCGUUGACUUCAGACAGUCAAGAUAAUAGUUAAAGGAAGGAAAACAGAGUAACAUGAAAAAAAUGACUGGGUGAAUUAAAAAUUGACUAUUUUAGAAGAGGUGUCUGGUUUAAGGAGUGGGUGAUACUUAAACAGAGACCUGGAUAAUGAGAAACACCACUGUUGCAAAAUUAACGUUUCUUAGUGAAUGCUAUUCCUUUAUUUUCAGCACAUAUGUAUCAGAAAGGUAUGAUUUCUGCAUGUAAUUGCAGUGUAACCCCUAUUGCAAAGUUGAUCAUAGGUUCCAGUUUACCCAAGAGAGUUCCAGUUUUUCCUGUUGUAACUGUGUAAUUAUUAACAGCACUCCCUUUCACUCUUAGAGUGUCUUGGUUUGUACAUUAUAUGGUGACUCUAUGUUUUUGUUGAA
This is a messenger RNA of Pteronotus mesoamericanus, 4660 nucleotides long. It is a transcript of the gene KCNJ3, whose product is annotated as potassium inwardly rectifying channel subfamily J member 3. Gene Ontology annotation, molecular function: G-protein activated inward rectifier potassium channel activity. The record is from RefSeq and is a predicted model, not a curated record. Lineage: Eukaryota; Metazoa; Chordata; Mammalia; Chiroptera; Mormoopidae. Gene Ontology annotation, cellular component: plasma membrane. Gene Ontology annotation, biological process: regulation of monoatomic ion transmembrane transport; potassium ion import across plasma membrane. The coding region runs from base 358 to 1860 and encodes 500 amino acids. The transcript has 3 exons.